UAUAUUAAGGACGGCAAGGCGCACCUUGUGAAGGGCGAUGGCAUCGUCCUUGAAGACGUCCAGAAGGGCUGGGAGUCCGCGCUCGAGUACGGCAACGGCACUAUCGACCUCGUUCUCUUCAGCAUCGGCGGCUUGCCAAACCUAAGCCUUACUAAGGGCAUCGUACUCGCCACGCCCGACCUCUGCACGCGCUCGCUUCUCAACCUCUUCCGCACCAUGCCCGCCGCGCUCCGUGCGCCCGGCGCCCAGCCACGCCUCGUGGCUGUCACCUCUCGCGGUAUCACACCCUCGUCGCACGCUACGCUCCCCGCAGCUCUACGCGCGUUCUACAGCCUCCUGCUGGGCGCGCCGCACGACGACAAGUACGGUGCCGAGCGCGUGCUCGCGCACUGCCUGGGCGUGCCCUGGACGCAGCCGGCCGUGAAGCCGACCAUCCUCCCCGCCGGGUGGGAGGCGCUGGCGGGGCUCCCCGCGGAGGGCGGGUUCCAGCGUAUUCUGAUCGUGCGCCCGUCGUUGCUGACGGACGGCGAGUGCCUCGGGGACAAGGGCCCGAAGAACGGCAAGGCGCCGUACAAGGCCGUUGCAGGGGAGGUCGACGGCGGGUACACGGUCUCGCGGCGCGACAUUGCGCACUUCAUCGUGCAGGAGGCGCUUCCGCACUGGGACCAGUGGGAGGGCAAGGGCGCAUGUGUAGUGUACUGA
Molecule: messenger RNA, 702 nt
Organism: Trametes versicolor FP-101664 SS1
Lineage: Eukaryota; Fungi; Basidiomycota; Agaricomycetes; Polyporales; Polyporaceae
Exons: 2
Source: RefSeq, a predicted model, not a curated record